AGUUUAGCACUUGUAGCACACUUGAACCCAUUUUUGAUACACCAGUGUGUGUGUGUGUGUGUGUCAGUCAUCAGUACACAGCACACACACACACACACUUGAUGUUUAAGACCUUAUCACUGAAUAUUUACUCUGUAAAGACAAAUUAAACAUUAAACUAGUUUUUUGUACAAAAUGUAAAACAAAGAGCCUAAGUUUGUGUUUUUUUAACAUGUAUAAUACUUCAGGUUUUUAAGGAUGUAGUGUGUUAUAGUGAGGAUGUGGAGGGAUAAAAGAAAUAAACACUCCUCAGAAAUCUGACGAUCAGUAAAUAAAGAAUGAAAUCAAAAAAGCGAAGCACAAAGCAGUGUGUCUCGACUCGACUCGCAGGGUCUCUGGUGUUUUGGGCCCGCUGGCGCUCCGUACUCCGUGCCCCGCGGCGGUGAUGACCGGAGACGCCGAGCACGUGUUCCCCGCAGAAGACGGUCUGUUCGAGGAGACGUUCGGCGCAGAAAACACCUACAGAGUCCACGGGCUGGACUUCCGGAUCCGGCAGGAUUACAGCGCGAGGCUGGGCGUGUCCGCGUCCGUCUGGGACUCCGCUCUGCAUUUAUGUCAGUACUUCGAGAGCGAGUCUCUGGACCUCAGAGGGACGCGGGUCAUAGAGCUGGGCGGAGGAACCGGACUGGUCGGCAUAGUGGCUGCACGACUAGGAGCUCAUGUGACCAUCACAGACUUACCUUCGGCCGUCUCUCAGAUCGAGAGGAACAUUGCGGGGAACGUGCCUCUCUCAGGAUGGCCCUCAGGGGCCCCUGCCGUGUCAGCUCUGUCCUGGGGCCUGGACCACCGCCGCUUCUCCUCCGGCUGGGACUUCGUGCUGGGCGCUGAUAUCGUCUACCUGCCAGAAAGCUUCCCUCUUCUCGUGGACACGCUGGCUCAUCUGAGCCGGGACGGGGCCGUUGUGUUCCUGGCCUCAGCGAUGCGCAGAGAACACGGCGCUCAGGACUUCUACGACCGCGUGUUACCUCAGGCGUUCAGCGUGGAGCUCGUGCAGAGAGACCCUGAGAACAACAUCAAUAUUUACAAAGCCACUCUGAGAUGAGCCGUCCAGACGUCGCUGGGAGGAUUCAGUAUGUACUAUAUUAUGUGGUAUAUUGUACAUGGCAGUGAAUUGUUGCUCUCCAUUAAAUCCAAACUAUUUUAAAGUUCUGGUGUGAAAAUCGUAACAGUAUUGAGGAGAACACAUAUACAGUAAGGCCAUCAUGUACUCCAAUAAUUGGUAAUCCGAUUAACGUUACAUCAAACAUUAGUUAGAGAUUAUCAUCUAAUUUAAUUACUGUUUGUUUCUCAGUUGGUGGAAGGUGUUUGUGAUGAGGAGUGUUUCGGUGAA
This is a messenger RNA of Puntigrus tetrazona (Sumatra barb), 1369 nucleotides long. Its product is annotated as EEF1A lysine methyltransferase 3-like. The record is from RefSeq and is a predicted model, not a curated record. Lineage: Eukaryota; Metazoa; Chordata; Actinopteri; Cypriniformes; Cyprinidae. Gene Ontology annotation, biological process: peptidyl-lysine methylation. The coding region runs from base 425 to 1081 and encodes 218 amino acids. Gene Ontology annotation, molecular function: protein-lysine N-methyltransferase activity. Gene Ontology annotation, cellular component: cytosol; cytoplasm. The transcript has 3 exons.